AUGCCGGAUUUCCGCCCAUUUCAGCUCUUUUCUUUUCCUUCUCCGCGUCUGGUCUCUCCAUCUUCUUCUCCCCCUCCUGCGCCCCUCCUUCUUCUCUUCUGUCUCGCUUUUCUGGGAAAUUCUAUUCUCCUUUCGCACGGUGUCUCUCAGACUGUCCGCGCGCCUCCUUUCUCCGACUGCCAUUUCUGGUCCGAGGCUCUCUCUCCGCCACCACGGGCCUCUUCUUUUCCUCUCAAUUCCGCAGCGUCUCCGCCCGCGUUUUUCUCUGCUUUUUCUAGACUCGCCUCCUCAUCGGCCUCUCUGUGUGAGCCGAAAACCUGGGCCUUCUCGUCUCCUCUGCGCUUGUCGUCUCUGGGCUGUAAUUCGGCGUCUCCUACCAUCCCUCCGCGGCGCCAGAAUUCGUCACUGUCGAGAGACGGAGCCACGGCAGGUUUUGAAGAGGAGAAAGAGCUUGAAAGCGGCCUUUUUGCACAUCGAGAGAGGUUCACAUCGCAUCGAUUUGGACGCAAGAAGAAGAAGGAAGAGGAUGACGUCACACCGCAACCUCCCUUAGCGGGGAAGUGUCUCUCUGCGCUCCUGAGUCGCGGAGUCUCUCCAAGACCAGGUGUGUUUUUGUCUUUCCUCGUCUCUCCUCGCGACGCGGCUCUCUACUCGCCGGGUUCGCUGCCUCAACAGCCACCCCACUUUCUCUCUUCCCCUUCUUCUUGUUCAAAUACUUUUCCGGGGUCAUGGUCCGUCUGUUCGUUGCCGCUCCGACCGUCCGGGGCUCGUCCAGCUUCGGCGCUGUGGGCUCAACCUCCCAUCUCGUUUCCGCCGGGGUCUGUUUCUUCUUCGUCGUCUCCCUCGAGUUCUUCUGGUAGCUCGCUUCCCCUCCCCCGAGGCCGCAACCGUCCGCCAUCCGCUCUCUGGAGAGACCUUUACAGGCUGGUUUUCUUGCACCGCAUCCCGCGGAGAGCUUCGCUGAAGCCAACGAAGGAACGCGUUCGUCUGUUGCUUCGUCGGGUUCGGCUGGAGAGAGAUGCCGCGAGAGGGUCUGAAGAGGCGGCGAACGAGCGCGUCAUUUUUCUAUUUCAGGAUUUGGAUCAGAAUCUCGCGCAUCGCCUCGCGGCGCAUCUGCUUUUCUUCGACUCGGCAACCAGCGGCCGCGACAAAAGUGGAAAAGACGUGACGCACGCAGGCGACGCGCAGGCUCGGGCAGGAGGCGCCGCGAGCGCCAGGGAGCUUCCUCUCGAUUUCCGUGUCUCGUCUGCCUCGCCGUUGGAUGCCUCGCUUUCUUCUUCAUCUGUCUGCUCCACCGCUGCUGCGUCGCCGGUGUGCCUGCCUGAAGAGGCAGACGCGGCCGGUGCAGGAACAACAGCAGGGAGGCGCAGCGCCGCUGAAGAGGGCCCUCUCGAGGAUGAGAAGCCUUUCAUCAUUUUCUUCAACUCUCCAGGCGGCUCCCUCAGCGCCGGCCUCGCGCUGUUUGACGUGAUCAGAAGCCUGAAGGCGCCGGUCUACACCGUGAACCUUGGCAUGGCUGCGUCCAUGGCGUCGCUGCUUCUCGCGGCGGGGACUCCUGGUCGGCGCUUCGCUGUUCAAGGGAGCUCUGUGCUGCUGCAUCAGCCGGCGGGCCUCCUCGCAGGCCGCGCCGCAGACCUGAUCAGAGACUGCGGAGAAGUCGCGAAUCUGCACGCUCGCGUCGUGCGGCUCUACAGUCAGGUGACUGGGCAGUGUGCUGCAACUGUCCGCCGAGACAUGGCGAGGGAGAAAGUCCUGAACGCGGAGGAAGCGUGCGGCUACGGCCUUGUGGACGCGGUGCUGUCGCUCUUCUAG
Molecule: messenger RNA, 1812 nt
Organism: Besnoitia besnoiti
Lineage: Eukaryota; Apicomplexa; Conoidasida; Eucoccidiorida; Sarcocystidae
Exons: 5
Coding region: 1-1812 (603 amino acids)
Biological process (GO): protein quality control for misfolded or incompletely synthesized proteins
Cellular component (GO): endopeptidase Clp complex
Molecular function (GO): ATP-dependent peptidase activity; serine-type endopeptidase activity; ATPase binding
Source: RefSeq, a predicted model, not a curated record